Messenger RNA from Phialemonium atrogriseum, 582 nucleotides. RefSeq lists its product as uncharacterized. Gene Ontology annotation, cellular component: plasma membrane. Gene Ontology annotation, molecular function: antiporter activity; arsenite transmembrane transporter activity; antimonite transmembrane transporter activity. Lineage: Eukaryota; Fungi; Ascomycota; Sordariomycetes; Cephalothecales; Cephalothecaceae. The transcript has 2 exons. Gene Ontology annotation, biological process: antimonite transmembrane transport; arsenite transport. The coding region runs from base 1 to 582 and encodes 193 amino acids. The record is from RefSeq and is a predicted model, not a curated record.
AUGACCAACUUAGCUAGCGGCGACGGCAAGUACUAUGCCAUCGUUAGGGCCAUCAACUUGCUCCUGCAGAUAGUCUUCUUUGCACCCCUCGCAGUCGUCUUCAUUUGCAUUAUCAGCCACAACACCAACCCUAGCAACCCCGCCAACGCCGCCUCCUACACCCUUGUCGCCACCAGCAUGGCUGCCUUCCUCAGCAUCCCCCUUGGCACCGCUGCCAUUACACGCUUCUCCCUCCACGCACUCGCCGGCCUAGCCUGGUAUUACCGCGUCUUCCUCCCCGCGACGACCCUCUGGUUGCUCGUAGGCCUGCUCUACACACCCUUGAGGAUUUGGUUCCUGUUGCCUCUCCCCCGGGGAUGGACGAGCUUCCUCCUCUCUGCGGCCGAUGAUACCCAGGCAUACCACGGCCACCAGCGAAUUUUUGCUCGACUACAGAUCCUCGCCUUCACAGUGUUUGCGCUCCCGGCCUCGCAUAUAUAUAUAUAUAUGCGUCGAGCAUCCGGCAAGGGUGCGGUCGGAGGAUGCAGUAUUGUUCCACCCCUCUCCCAGGGGAAGAUAUCCGGACUACGACGACGAUUAUAA